Molecule: messenger RNA, 1932 nt
Organism: Argentina anserina (silverweed cinquefoil)
Lineage: Eukaryota; Viridiplantae; Streptophyta; Magnoliopsida; Rosales; Rosaceae
Product: F-box/LRR-repeat protein At4g14103-like
Exons: 3
Coding region: 440-1786 (448 amino acids)
Molecular function (GO): protein binding
Source: RefSeq, a predicted model, not a curated record
ACUACUUUGAAUUCCUGUUUACCAGUUAAUAAGCUUCUGUUGUUAGUUCUUGUUUUGUUUUCAUAUUCUCAGACACGUAAUCGUGAUGUUUUGAUUCUGGAUUAUAUAAUGUGCUGAAGGGUUUCUUCUGGGUUCUCGUUGUUUUACAAAGAAAAUUUUGGUGCUUUUGUCUGUGGGUUGAGAACUUCUUCUGGGUUCCCUCGGUUACCAUCGAUAUGCUUUUCUUUAGUGUAAAUGGGGUUUCAACAUUAAUUCAAUUUAAUUGGUGGAAAAAUAUUUCGAUGCUUUUGUCUGUUGCUUGAGAAAAAAUAAUAAGAGAAAUUGUGUCUGGAUUUUCAUGCAUUGCUUUGUGUUUUAUGUGUAAGCAAAGAAAAAAAUAUGAAAUUUUACAGCAUUGGUAACAAUUUGACAUUGUUCAUAUAUACCCAUCAGGGUAUAAAUGGCUUCGAAAUCCAAAAGUCAUUCGCGAGUUAAAGAUAUGAUCAGUGACUUACCAGAUUCACUUCUUUGUCACAUCCUUUCCUUUAUGCCAACAAAGGAUUCUGUAAGCACCAGCGUUUUGUCUUCAAGAUGGAAGAGAGUAUGGGCCUCUGUUCCCAGUCUAGACUUUCGUGAAACACAUUCAGACUCCGAAAGUUUUGUGUUGUUUGUUAGCCGUGUACUUUACUUUCGCAACUCAUCAGACAUUCAAAAGUUUAAACUGAAGUGCUAUUGUGUCGAGCGUUUCUCUCAUAUUGAUGGUUGGAUUCGCACUGCCAUUAUGCAUAAUCUCGUUGAACUUGAUCUUUGUGUUGAAAAAGAUGCUUCAUAUAUGGAGGACUUUCGUCUUGAGUUGCCUAAAAGCCUUUUCAUGUGCAAAACACUGGUUAAAUUGAACCUGAGUUCAAUUUUUAUCAUCAAUCCUCCUACUUCAUGGUGUUUGCCGCAUCUCAGGGUUCUAUUUAUCACAGUUAAGAAUCCUGGUUCUGACCUGAUGGAAAAUCUUUUGCCUGGCUGCCCUGCACUUGAAGAUUUUUCUAUAUUUGGAAAUGUGGGAGAAGGCUAUUUGAAUUUCAACAUCUCUGCCCUUGAACUUAAGAAGUUACAAAUCAGUCUCUAUACUAGAUCCGAAGAUGAUGAGUUCCUAGACUAUAAUGAUUUCAAUAUUUUCGUUACAUCUCCAAAGCUUGAAUACUUUGGUCUGGAUCAAUCCACUUUGUCAAAGUGUGUUUUGGGGAAUUCAGAGUCUUUUGUCGAAGCCAGUAUUGAUCUCGAUUGCCACAUAGCAACCGAACAUCCUGCAUUUGCUGGCCGUGUGACUCCACUUAUGGCACAAAUUUGCAAUGUCAAAUAUUUGUCCCUUUCAGCGCAUGAUUUGCAUGACAACUGUGAGCUGCCUAUUUUCGAUAAUUUGAAGCAAUUGAAACUGGUUCUUCAUCGUUGCUGUUCUUGGUGGGCUGAGUUUCUGAAGAGAUCACCUAAUCUAGAAUCUCUUGUCUUAGAACACGUUGGCUGCAAUUGUGAUGGACUAGGUGGAUAUGGUGUUAAGGAAGAAAAGCUGCUUUGGCAUCAUCCUGAGUUGGUGCCGAAUUGUCAGUUGUCUCACGUCAAGACUAUCUGUAUCAAGGAAUUCCUGGGAAGGGACGAUGAGUUUGAAGUGGCAAAGUAUCUACUGAAAAAUGGUGAAGUUUUGAAUAGCAUGAAUAUUUACACGGGUCGUGAUGUUGUGUGCACAAAGGAGGAGAUGUUGGAGAAACUCUUAAAGUUUGAGAGGGUGUCUAAGACAUGUGAUGUUGAAAUCGCCUGAGAGUGAUCUCUAGCUUUUACUAAGAUGCUAUCUUGGAAGGUGAGUUCAAGUUUUCAUUACAGUUCAAGUUGUAAAUUUUCUAUAACCUCGAUUGAUCUUCAGAUGUAAUUCUCGUGGAUAAUUGGAGUAUUUUGAAUGUGGUCCGU